Molecule: messenger RNA, 419 nt
Organism: Mercurialis annua (annual mercury)
Lineage: Eukaryota; Viridiplantae; Streptophyta; Magnoliopsida; Malpighiales; Euphorbiaceae
Exons: 1
Coding region: 46-372 (108 amino acids)
Source: RefSeq, a predicted model, not a curated record
AAAAGCAAAACCUAAACCUCAUGCACUGAUCAAACACAUAGAGAUAUGGAGAUCACCAACAAGAUGAACGGUUCAAGUUUCUUUCAAAUGCCGGUUCAUUACCCGAGAUUUACGAAGAAAGAUUACGAAAACAUGCCCGAAUGGCAAGUCGAUCGGCUUCUUGCUGAAUACGGAUUGCCUACAAUUGGUGAUUUGGAUCACAAGAGAGAGUUUGCAAAGGGUGCUUUUCUUUGGCCCGACGAGGAUUCGAGUUUUACUAGUUUUAAUGAUCAAGAAUCUUCACCAUGCCCUAGUAGUGAUUAUGGUUUUUCUUGUAGCUAUAAGAAGUUCAAAAUUGUUUCAUUUCUGUUUCGAGUUUUGGGUCAUUCUUGAAAUGUUCCAUUGUGUAAUCAUUUUCUCUUUUUGAUCAUCUUUUUCUU